AAGAGGAACAAAGAUAGAUAUAUGUAUAUCUUUCUCAUUAUAUGUCACGACGUCACGACUCUUCUCCAUUCAAUUCUGACAGGGAAAAUUCCUUGUAUGGUUAAACUGGAAAGGCAGUAGUAACAACAAUUUUGUUAAAAAGAAAUUAAUGAUUUUAUCAAUAUGGAGGCGGUAUUGCAACAAAAAGUAAUAGAGGCAACGCAAUGCGUUGAAAAACAAUUGGAUGCUGAAAUAGAAAAAUUAGAUAAUUUGGAUAUCAGCGAUAUUGAAAAAUUACGUGAGCAACGUUUAAAAAAAUUGAAGUUACUUCAACAACAAAAGCAGAACUGGCUGUCAUUGGGUCACGGGGAAUAUUCAGAAUUACAGGAUGAAAAAGAAUUUUUUGAAAUAUCAAAAAGGUCUGAGAAUAUCGUCUGUUUAUUCUACAAAGAUGACUCGGAAAGAAGCAAAAUAGUAGAUCAUCAUUUUAAAAUUCUUGCAAAGAAACAUAUAGAAGCAAAAUUUUGUAAAUUAAAUGUAAUGCGAUGCCCAUUUUUGACCGAACGAUUAAGGAUCAAAAUUAUCCCUACAAUAGCCAUUAUUGUAAAUGGGAAAACUAAAGAUUACAUUGUGGGAUUUACCGAUUUAGGGAAUCGUGAUGAUUUUUCAACAGAAACAUUAGAGCUCAGAAUUUCACUUGCGGGUGCAAUUACAGUCGAGGAUAACUGUCCGUCGGAAAUUAAUAAAAAACCAUGGUUAUCAUAUACCCCAAAGUCCAAAACUAUUAGAGGACCUAACGAUUCAAAUUCUGAUGAUUCUGAUGAUGAUUAAUGAAUAAGAUAAUUUCACAGUAUUGCACGCUAUACUCAUUAAAUUAUUCCCUGUUAUUCGUAUUCUGAGUAUUUAUCUCUGCAAGUUUAAUUAAUGAAAAUUCAUGAACAUUAAACAAAUAAUGGUAAAAUAGAUUUAUUAAUAAUAUUA
This is a messenger RNA of Osmia lignaria (orchard mason bee), 960 nucleotides long. Its product is annotated as phosducin-like protein 3. The record is from RefSeq and is a predicted model, not a curated record. NCBI's taxonomy places the organism in Eukaryota, Metazoa, Arthropoda, Insecta, Hymenoptera, Megachilidae.